This is a messenger RNA of Serpula lacrymans var. lacrymans S7.9, 360 nucleotides long. RefSeq lists its product as uncharacterized. The transcript has 2 exons. Lineage: Eukaryota; Fungi; Basidiomycota; Agaricomycetes; Boletales; Serpulaceae. The record is from RefSeq and is a predicted model, not a curated record. Bases 1 to 360 code for a protein of 119 amino acids.
AUGGGUGUAGAACCUGGCAAAAGCAAGAACAAGACUGCUGAGAACGUGGUCAAGGACAUGAAAUCUGUUUUAGACAAAACGUGCAAGGCGCUAUUCAAAACUGCAGAGCAGAUAAAAGACAGGGCAGAGCGUAGACGCUCUAAGGCCCCUGACUACAAGAUUAAGGAAGUCAAACCCAACAUACUUGAGCUAGAACUCCCAAACAAAAUGAGGGUAGUACCCACGGUCAACAUUAGCCGGGUAAAACCCUACAAAGGACCGCUGCCGGGACAACACGUAGACCGGCCCGGACUGGUUGUAGUCACCCAGAAAGGUGAAGGAGAAUUUGAAGUCAAACACGAGUGGUGGAUGCACGCUUGA